Messenger RNA from Sporisorium graminicola, 738 nucleotides. RefSeq lists its product as uncharacterized. Gene Ontology annotation, biological process: regulation of proteasomal protein catabolic process; regulation of G1/S transition of mitotic cell cycle; positive regulation of endopeptidase activity. Bases 1 to 738 code for a protein of 245 amino acids. NCBI's taxonomy places the organism in Eukaryota, Fungi, Basidiomycota, Ustilaginomycetes, Ustilaginales, Ustilaginaceae. The transcript is spliced from 2 exons. Gene Ontology annotation, molecular function: endopeptidase activator activity. The record is from RefSeq and is a predicted model, not a curated record. Gene Ontology annotation, cellular component: nucleoplasm; cytoplasm; proteasome activator complex.
AUGUCAGAGGCAGUAAAGCUGCAAUUUGAGCCGUCCACUCUGGACGCGCUCGAAGCUUGGCAGCAGAGUAUCCGCGACAACGCCAUCGCCAUCAUCCAAAAGAAACUUCCAGAAAAGAUCCUCUCGCUCAACGCCAAGAUCGCCCAGGUCGACAGUGACAAGGAGCAUCUCUUUUCCAAGUCUCGUUACUUUGAUCCUAGCUCCAUUGGAAUCGAUACCACUGUCUAUCCAGCAAGCUCGAGCGAUGAUGGUUCGAGCAGCAAGAAGCGCAAGACGGCCGAUGCUGCGGUCAACGGUGGCUCCUCCUCUUCGCACCAAGAUGCAGCGCACGUCUACACCGGCAUCCUGCACACUUCCACCUACCUCACUACGGCCUUCGACGACCUCCGCGCCGAAUGGGACACACUCAUCGAGCUCACAGACGCCCUCAAGAUGUAUAUCAACCUCCAGAUGCCCCAGAUCGAAGACGGCGAUACGUUCGGCGUUUCCAUCCAGGAAGAAGCGCUCAACGAGAUCGUCCGAACCCAGGAGUCGGCGUACAACCUCAUCGCCACUCCGUUCACUUUCCACUCGGCGAGGGGCGAUCUGGCGGCGAAGCUGGUUCGAUAUCCCGGGGUCAAAGAUUAUGCAGAGGCGAUCAGGGAGCACGAUAGGAAGACGGUGUAUCGGUUGAAGAUGCACCUGACGGACAUGAGGAACAUUCAGAACGAAGAGCCGAUUUGGGAUCUGAAAGGGUAA